Nematolebias whitei (Rio pearlfish) is the source of this 9885-nucleotide messenger RNA. It is a transcript of the gene cep350, whose product is annotated as centrosomal protein 350. Lineage: Eukaryota; Metazoa; Chordata; Actinopteri; Cyprinodontiformes; Rivulidae. Gene Ontology annotation, cellular component: centrosome. Gene Ontology annotation, biological process: microtubule anchoring. Gene Ontology annotation, molecular function: microtubule binding. The record is from RefSeq and is a predicted model, not a curated record. The coding region runs from base 362 to 9703 and encodes 3113 amino acids. The transcript is spliced from 38 exons.
CUGGUUACUCUUUCUGCUGUGAGAAACAUCAACACAGAAACCCGGGAAGAAAGUAAAGUAGACUUUGGAGAAGCGGGUGGGAAUAGUUCUUAAAAUAAGUCUUACAGCUCACCCGGAUUUAUUGUUUCCUGAUAAGGCUGACACAAUGGAUUUAUUUCGCUGGAAAAAGUUGGCAGUUUAGUUUCUCUCUUUUGGCUAACAUCUGUUAGCUAAGCUUAGCCGGCUAACGCUAACGUUAGCAAACAGUUCACUCAACAAAAGUGAAGGAGGGUUCCAGAGAAGGUGGGACUUUCUUCUUAUCAUGACGUCGUAAACGCAAAUGUGGAUAUUUAAACAUACUGGAUCGUUUCCCUAGAGGUGAAUGGGAGAGAUGAGGAGCAGCAAGAGGACUAGUGCAUCUAUUAAAAGCUCUGCUCAGCUGUUGACUGAUCACAAUAUUAGCACAGAACUGAAAACUGCAUGGAAAAGUUUGGAUCAGUCAAAAGCUGCUCUGCGACACAUAGAAAACCGUUUAGAGGCCACACCAGGAACUGGGGUUCUUCUGGAUUCUGUCUCUGACCCACACAAGAAAAAAUUGUCCACAACAGUCCGCAACAAAGAUGGACAAGGUGAUGUUCUUGAAGGGUCUUCAAAACCUACGGGUGGAAAUCAACAGAGUCCAAUGAAAAGAAGCUCACGCAGCCCUUUGAGAAACACCACCCUGGACAGCAAUGUACGGAAAAACAGCUGCGUGGAGUUCAGGGAACCACUGGCCUCAUACAGAGAGUCCACCCCUCCUUCACGUCCCUUCUCUCAGCUGGAGACCUACAAUCUGCAAUCUGUGCCAGGGUCUUCCUACACAUCCUCUCCGUCUCACUCAGAUCCUUCGCCCAGCCAGCUGGUUUACCAGAGAGACAGACAGACAGACAGGAACCUGGACAGCACACAUUCCUCUGCUCUGGAGAGCGCUGAAGUACGCUACCUCAAUGACCAGUCAGCCCUGGAUAUUCUGAAAACAGAGGAAAACGCUCACAAAAUACAACUUGGUAUGGAUGAGUCAAGCUCUUGUGUAGCUCCCACUCCAGGCUCAUCCCGCCAAGGGGAGAGCACUCCUUCUACCAGUCCUGGCUCAGCUUCCCAGAGAUUAGAAAACCUAAAGCGACAUCAGCCGGAUGAUAAACUGGAGAAGCUCAAAGCACGAAUUAGAAGGCAAAGGAAGCAUCUAGAGGAGGCUGCAGAUAGAGAAAAAUUGCAGUGUCUUCUUGAAAAGCCCAUUGCUGAAUUUGUGGAGAGUGACAUUCCUGGUGUCAACAAAAUGCCCACAGCCAAGAUACGUAAAGUAACAUCUGGACCUCCUGCACCUAUAUACAAAGGUUUUAACAGGACGGAGACAAAAAUCAAGACUUCUGAUGGAAAAGUUUGGAAUGAGGAGGACUUCCAUAACUUCAGCAGUGAAAUCUACAGAGACAUGUCGCAUAAUUUUCCUGAGAGCAGCCGAUCAAAGCAUCAGCAGCAAAGAGAACGAGGAGCAGAACGAUCCAGUGAGAAGAGGCCAUCCAAACCAGUUAGGAAAGUUCAUAAAGUUCCUCCUGUCUCUGACCGGAAUUCAAAACCAGUAAUUAGCCCUGCAUCUUGGAAGGAGGGUCAAAAACUAAUAAAGAUGGUAUUGGGUCCGGGUCCUGGGUUUCCCAGAAAGGAGCACAGUUCUCAACCAGCUGGCAGACUGACCCGAACAGAUUCCCGUCAUUGUUCAGAACCAACCAGAAGCUCUCGUCCAAACAGCACUGAGAGGCCUAAAGAGCAACCUAUCAGCAACUCUACAACCACAUACAAGCCGUUGUCUUCAGCUCAGGAAAAGACUCCACUGCGAGUCAACACAGAUCUGCUGUCAGCAGACACUCGGGGGUUAUAUGAUGACCUUCAGCUGGAUUGCGAAGUAGCUGAGAAGGAAGAGAGGGCCCGUAAAAGAUCUCGGGGUGGCAGUGUUAGUAGAAGAGGAAGAGGGGGCUCAGGUUCACGAACAAGGACACCAGUCUCUACUUGGGGAACUACUGCAGCUGCAAAUACCUCCUCAAGAGGUUGCCGAAGUGCUAGCCCAACUACACGCCAAUCUGAUACCAUCAACACUGUUGACAAAGGACACAAGGGGCGUCACUAUGACCCGGAUACAGUUCGACAGUACAUUGUACGGCAACAAGAGGAAAGAAAGAGGCGUCAGGCAGAAGAGAAGAGAGCAAUGAAGGAAGAAGCUGAAAGGAGAAAUCUGAGGCUUCAGGAGCUUUACAAGAAGCAAAAAGAAGUUGCUAAAACUAUACCUCUUUCAGCUGAGGCACUUGUGGCCCCUUUCCAAAAGCGACUACAGGAGACCUACACCAAACUACUACAGGAAGAUACUCAGCUCAAUGAGGAGAUGACAGAGAGACUUUCUGCACCUUCCAUUCAACUGAGGCCAGCGUACCAGCCUUCAGGAGAGUCAGACAAAGAAAACAAGCGACUAGAGGUCCCACAGAGCCCCUCAAGUAGCGAUAAGUCUUUAAAUGAUCUGCCACCACCUCCAUUAUCCAGGAAUGAUCUGGAUGUUGUAAACUCUUUACUUCACCCAGACCGUCUCCAUCCACCUGUACAACCUACCACUGGUCCCAGCUGCAUUACACAAGCACCUUCCAAUGAACAUCUCCUGUCUCAGCUUUUAAGGCUGGAGGCCGCCGUGGCUGCUAGUAAUAUAAAGUACAGUGAACGUCCAGCCACAGCCCCUUACAGCAGGUCACAGACCAAAAUGUCAAGAAUUGAGGCUCUAAAAGCCACAGCUACAUCCCUCUCCAACCGUAUUGAGAGGGAGGCAAGGAAGUUUGCUAUACAGGAGGUCAACUAUGGUGCAGCAACUUCAGUGGAUUUUGAUACUAUAUUGUCUCCUAGAAUUUCUAAUCUUGAUCAAUACUGGACAGAAACAAUUACUAAUGCCACAAAACAUGAGGAUAUGACUCCUAAGAUGCAUGCAGUUCUAACAAGUACAGGUUCAUACAUGGGCACAGCACUCCCAGGAGCAGGCAAUCUGCAUGACCUGAAGGAAAAGAAAGAAAAGAGGGACACUGGUUUCACCAAUCCACAUAAAAUUUCUGUUGAUUUAAAUGUACCAGCCUAUAAAGGUUUCACUCAAGAAAGAAGUAGGAUAGUUGGAGGGUUGGAAAACAACGAGAGAACAGAAAAAGCAGCAUUGAAAACAAAAGCUCACAAGGAAGACAGUGAGGCUAAUCUCCACGAUUCAAGUGCUGGUUCCAUCAGCGAGGGUCCACUUCUAAGUGAAGGAAGUUUUUCUGAGGAUGAAGCAAGCCCUCGUCACUGCUCCGAUAAUCCUGUACCUCUGUCAGAUCGCCUGGAGGCAAAGGACUAUUGUGCAAGUCAAAGAAAAAAUAAACAAAGACUGUUGGACUUCCAGAGGGAGGCAGCAAUGUGCUCACCAUUUUCACCGUUUGACAGCAGCAAAACGCCCUGGGAAGAGUUGAACAAAGGAAGCCCACUAAGUGUAAUCAACAUUUUUACUAAAAAUGCCCAUGGCCAUGUUCAAGUGAGUGAAAGAAAUUCGGAGGUAAAUUCUCCCCCUGCCAAUUCUUCACACUGUGGAAAUAGCCCGGCCAGUGCAGCGGUUUAUGAAGAUGAUUUGGUUUCAUCACAUACCAGCAAGACGAGUGACCAGAGAGGCUCCAACUCACCUAGCUGCUCUCAACAUCUUUCUCCUGGUUCAACACCUGGCUCCUCACCUAUUUCCAGGCACUUGGCUAGAAUAAAAGGAACUACAUCAGACCAGAGUGACACAACUCUUGUUGAAGAACAGAGAAGCUCUCCUUCAGAAGUUCUAUCUUCAAAUGGCAAAAAGAGAAGAUCAGACAAAAGGUCUAGCCCUACCCAGGUCAAAAGUGUGCACUCUGAUUCAUCAGGCGAAGCAUCAGGACAUUCUCCUCAAAGACCAAGAAGGGCUUCUCCGCCUGGCUCUCCAGAGCCUACAUCUCAGGAAACGGAUUCUCUCAGAGACCCUUUUAAAAGUGGCUCUCUUGAUGUAAAUAAUCCAAACAUCAACACCCCAAUUUACAAUGGUGUGGCAGGGUCUAGGUCCACAGGGGAGCUGCAAUAUUCACCUGCUGUUUUGCAACAACGAAUGACAGCAGAGCUCCAGUACCUGGAGUCCAUCGAGGAGUCCUACAAGCAGAUAGGAGACAUAGAGAGACUGAUGGGUGUCUCCAUGGCACAACUGGAGAGUGCAUCGUUGGCUCAAAUGCUUAAAACCAAGCAGCAGCACCAUGAGCGUGAACUUUAUGAGUUGAAGAUCAAGGCUGAAAGAGAAGCUUUCGAAACAAAGCUGCAGUUGGAAGAAAAUAGGCAGAGAGUUGCCAGGGCUCAUAUAGAACUACAGGAAAGCUUGGCAGCAUCACAAAAGGAGUCUUUGGAAGUCCUCCAGGAAUCAACUUCUAAGAUGAUGAGUCAACAGGCUGAAGCAACAAGACACACAGCAGAAGCUGCCCGACACAUUAAAGAGAUGACAGAACUUGCACGGUCCCAGAUAGCAGGAACUUCGAUAAUCCCACCUGUUAACACUGAUUCUGCUUUAAUGGAUCAGCGGAAAGAACACAAGAACUCAAAACCACAAGACAACAAUGCUGACUCUGACAGUGAGGUUUCGAGUCAAAGGACCAGAUCUGAAGAACCCUUAUCUCCAUUACACAGCCCUAGUCUGUCUGACUCACUGUCUUGCAGAAGGCCGAACCUCAGUGUGUCUGUCCCUAGUAGCAGCCUCCACAGCCCAUCCUACAUUUUGUCUGGUCACAGAGAACAACCCAAAAAAGAGGCAUCUUCAGGGAAGCCGAGUAAUGGGAUUGCCAAGGAAAGGCUGGAAAGGGAAGCAGCAAGCAGCUCAAUUGAGGAGGACAUUCCAUCAGCAGCAAAUGGCUCACUCUGCAGUGAAAGUAUCCACUCUGUAGUGGAUGAGAAAGACACUACGUCAGUGGCUACAGAGUAUUCUUUUAAGUUUGAAGAAUCCAUGACAGAGGACGAGAUAGAGGAGCGCUCUUUCCGCUCUCUGCUUCCGUCUGAGGCCCAUCGCCGUGGAACCAUGGAGAAGAAAUUGCACCACAACGUCCAAGCAGAAGAUGAUGGAGCCAUUCAUAAUUCAGCAUUGAUGUCAGAAACAGGGUCACACAGUACUUCUAAGUUCCACAAUGCACAUAUAGCCUUUUCUGGUGGACAAGACAGCUUUUCUCAGUUCACUAUGGAAAUGGUGCGUCAGUACAUGAAGGAUGAGGAGGUUAGACUGCAGCACCAGAGCUCUCUGCUGCAUCUUCGCCAGAAGGCCCUAAAGGAAAAAACCAGAGCAGAGCUAGCCUGGCUUGAGCACCAGAAAAAGAAGUUUCGAGAUAAGGGGGAGGAUGAUAAAAUGCCACCCAUCCGAAAGAAGCAGAGGGGGCUUCUUAUUAAACUACAGCAGGAGCAGGCUGAGAUCAAGCGUCUCCAGGAAGCCAACAAAGCGGCUAGAAAAGAAAGACAGUUGUUGCUGAAACAGCAGGAGGAAAUUGAACGGAUGAGAAACUCAACACUCAGACUGAAGGAGCGUCUCAAAUGUGCUGGGGGACAAACUCCACCUGAGACUCCUGUGUCAGAACUGACAGGGUCUGAACCUGCCUCCCCUAACAACUUAAGGCUUGAAGCUGAAAUGCGCAGCCCUUCUCCCUCGCUGUCCAUCUCCGGAAGUGAGACCAGCAGCAUUAUGCAGAAGCUUAAGAAAAUGCGGUCUCACAUGGAUGAAAAACACUGUUCCCCUGUCCACUACUUCUUCUCUGUGUUCACGGCCCACCACUGGGCCUCCCUCAGUGUCUGUCUUCCCAACCUUCACCCUAAAUUCCAGCUCUUUAUCUACAACCAGUUGGUCAGGUUUCUUACUAAGCGUGAGCAGCAGCUGAUGCAAAGACGUCACCAUGCUGAAGAGCUGUUACAGUGGAAACAACGGCUGGACCAGGAGGAGGCAGAGGUCCGUAGGAUGGAGAAAGAAGCCUUGGCUGUGUGGGAACAAAAGAGAGCUCAAGAUGAGCAUCAAGAAACGUCUGAGAGUCAAGGGAGGGAUAUCUCUGAAAUUGGCUCACACACAAGUCAACACCAGAGCUUUGGGGCCUAUUCUGACAGUGAGAAAGAUCAUGUGAGUGAGUGCAGCAGUUCCUCGGUGACAUCCAAGUCUACCAUCCACACAGAGGGACCAGGUUCUCAGCAUGUGGAAAGUCCUUCAGCCAAACCUGAUUCAGUUUCUGAAACGCCUUUGUCCCCAGUCCAAAGCUGUCCUGCAAACUACACCCAGGACUUCUCCUCAGAGUCACAGCCACCCAGCAGUAAGCCUUCUCUCCUCAAAGCCAGCCACAGCCCUGCUGCUUCUCUCGCUGAGGGCAGCAAUAAAACAAAGAUGCAACUUCAUUCUGCCUCCCGGACACAAAGUGAAGUUAUCACUCAGCUUCUUGACUCCCCCACAGCCACCCAGUCUGAAAACAUCUCAGACCAGAGUAACAUCGAAAGUCGGAUCAAGGCACUUAAGGAGGAGCUAAGAAAACGAAAGCUUAUGGCCUACCAGCUGAAAAAAGAGCAGAAGAAGCGUCACAAGGAGCGUCUGAAAGCACAGGAGGCGAGCCUGUUAAAACAACUUCAGAACUGUAACAACUUCAUUGAGAAAACAAAGGCUGAACUGAAUAAAGAGUUGGGCUCGGUCUCUGAUACCAGUUCACAAAUCAAUGUUUCCAACUCUAUUUUGGAGCAGUCAUCUAUCAAACCUCCUCCACACAGGUCUGAAACCAGAAAGAGUUCUGACUCUGACCAGACACUAAUUGAUGCAUCAUUCAAUCGCAAUGUCUCCCAUCAGGCUAAGCACAGCACAUCUUCUGAAGCUUUGCCUGAAGACUUGUUUUGUAAAGAGGAGCCUUCUACUCCAGGGGUGUCUGUUCAUAGCAGACCAGAGAAUGGUCCGCUUGAACAGAAGAUGCAUGAUGCAGAGUCUCCUUUAAGACCUUCAUCUAAGGCAGAGUCUGAACCGAAAAAUGUGACUGACCUUAGAGCUAAUAUUGAGGAAGAGCUGGAAGUGGAAGUAAGCUCCAAGUCUGAAGAUGAACAUUCUCGCCAUCUUCUUAAACUUGAAAAGGAACACAGUCUUAACUCCCAGGCGAGUUUAUCUUCGACUAAACAUGUUUCCUCUGUCCUGGAUGAAGAACUUCAGCAUUCUUUAUCUGUUAGGCCUGAACAGGAUACACAAGCAAAACACAGCUUAUUAUCUGAAGUGGAGGAAGCUGUUUUGGCAAAUAGUAUCACCUCUGGUGAGCCUCAUUCAUCUGCUGUGGACCUGGAUACUUUUCCACAUGGGAAGUACUCGUCUGUCAAUGACCACACUCACUCCCCUGACUCAGCAGCCCUCUUUUCAAAUAAGAAGACAAAAGACAAAGACAGUGAAACUUCUCCUAUAGCAGAUGGUUAUUAUGAUGACUUUGAGUCAACAUGUUCUUCUCCCAGAGAAGAGAAUAAAUUCAAGCCUGAGUCUCAAAUCUCUUUCUCACAUACUUCAAUCAAGUUUUCCAAUAAGGAUUCCUCAAGCAGAGAGCCCACAUGUGACAACCAAGAAGAGGUGGUAGAGGAGGAAAUAGAGGAGGAGUUGAGCAGACAAUCUGGUGUAAGUGAUAAAAGCCACUUGUCUGAAAGACUGCUUGAUCUCAACCAACAAAGGGAAGAUGUAAAACAUGAUAAUAAGGGCACUUACUCUUCUCUGCAAACCUCUCCUCCUCCUGUGAAAGACGAAAUGCCAAGUUUUGACAUUGGAAGCCGAGUUCUUGUUGGAGGUGUUCAGCCUGGCACGCUUAGGUUUAAAGGUCCAACCAGUUUUGCCAAUGGCUUCUGGGCAGGUGUGGAGUUAGACAAGUCUGAGGGGAGCAAUAACGGCACAUAUGAUGGGGUUGUAUAUUUUAAGUGUGAGGAGUGCCAUGGUAUCUUCGCUCCUCCAGACAAAAUCGCACAUCUCCCAGGCAAGUAUGAACAUUAUGCUGAUACCACAGAAGAUGAGGACUCAUUCCAUGAUGAUUUGUUCGAUAAAUGUGGGAAUAAACAAAAAAAUAUUCAAGAUAAUUCCCCAAAACAAGGAGACCUGGAAAGCAAAAAUGAGGACGCGUUUCUAAAAGAGGAUAGAUCUAGAGAUACAAAGGUUGUGGAUGAGAAGAAUCAGGCUCUGCAUGAAUAUAAAUCCUAUUUAAAUUCACAGCAUCAUAAAGAGUCCACACUUCUGAUUUCUGAAGGCCACACAGAAGACAUCGCUUUAGAUUUAGAAGAUGCAUCACACACUUUCCUCAUUUUAGAUGGGGAGAAUAGUGGGCUGGUGAAGCAGACCAACAAGGAGACAACAGCUAUCAUUGUGAGAAAUGAUGAAGAUUUCCAGAAACAGUCGAGUGCUGCUGAUCUUUCCACAGACAUCAAGGAUGAUAAGAGUAAACCAAAGGACAGGGAUUUGCUGGACACACUUGCAGACACACUUAUCAAGAACUUUGUGAAAGACACUGUUGAGCAGUUUGCUGAUAUAAAAAAGGUCAAAGCGGAGAAGAUUAAAACUGCCCACCAGUUGAAUGGAGGCUUCUUCAGUGAAAAUAAUGAAGAAAACUGGAUCUCUUCAAUAGAGCAAAAAGAUGGCCUACCCUUCUUUCUUCCUUCUGAAAAAGAAGAGCUGUCCUCUCCAGAACUGUGUAACAGACCAGAGAGUCCUAUGUUGGGAGCCAGUGGUCAAGAAGAACUUGCCAAACGUCUUGCGGAGCUCGAACUGAGCCGUGAGCUGGUAGACGAGUUCGGUGAUGAUCAGGACUGGUUUGAUGAAGACUUUGGCCUCAGCUCACGUAGAAAACAACAGAGAAUCAAGCAGAAAGAAGAGGAGGCAAAGUUGGAAAGUGAUCUUGGAAGGUCUGCCUCAUCAUCUGGACCACAUAUGGGGGGGAUAAUUUCAUCAUUAGGAGGGGAACCGCAGGUGAAAACUCCACCUAGACCUGAGCUCCCCCUCCCAUUACCUCCUAAACUUCCUGAGCAGCCUGCCAUGGUCGUGCCCCACUCAGCCAAAGAGGUGAAGAAAAUGGUCUACGCUGCCACACAGGAGAUCUGGGAGACCUGCGACCUGGGGAGGGAGGGAGCUCUGGCUCUUGAACACCUGCCAAACCCUACACCUUCACUAGAAUAUUUCUAUAAAGAGUCCAGCAGUCAAGACCAGGAGGCCAUCUCCAUUCGCAGUUACAGAAAGGCUGUGUAUGACUUAACAUGGGAGAUACUUCAGGAGAUCUAUACUGAAGACCUCGAUACCGAUCAACCUCAGUGGGUCAAACCACGUCAAGUCAAAUCCUCCUCAGUCCACAAAGUCAAGACGUCUGGAGAUCUCAACAAAAUUCAGGAGUUUGUCACAGCAGAAGUGCUGAAACUGUACGAUCUGGCAGAAGAUCAGAACCAGAAGUCAGACUGGCAGAAGAUGCUCAAGUUUGGCAGAAAGAAGCGGGACAGAGUUGAUCACAUUCUGGUUCAGGAGCUCCACGAGGAGGAGGCCCAGUGGGUAAACUAUGAUGAAGACGAGCUGUUCGUCAAGCUGCAGCUGGCCGACAGCAUCUUCGACGCUUUACUGAAGGACACUGCGAAUGCCUUCACACUCAUUUCUGAAAAGAGAGCCGAACAAGACCUGCUCUCCUGACGGCGUAUAUGUUAAAGUACAGCUUCUUCUUCAAUCCCCGUCUUUCCUCAUCGCUGUGAAAUCCAAACAACCACAUGCACCUCUGCUCUCCACCCGCAUAUUUUCCAUCAGCAACCCUCCGAGGCCUUCACGUCAAGUUUUCUCACCUGAACGAGCUGUAACGCUGUUUGUAGCAUUCAUUU